UCUCUUAGCUGAAGAUACCAGGCAGCAUGGAUGCUCUAAGACUUCUCGUUACGUUCGCUGUUGUUGUAUGCAUUGUGACGGCGCAAAGGCCACGUGGUAUGGGUUCGAAUGCUGGAUCAACUUUGGACCCCAGAUUAUCCACUAGUAUGGGGGCCGGAAUGGGUACUGGGAGGGGACCAAAGACCGCUAAUCCUUCUAGUGGCAUGGGGAACAGACUUCUCAUGAUGAGUGUUCUCAGACAACAAGAGAUGCUGAUGCCGUACAUAAUGUGCAAAAGCUGCCUGGAAUAUUCACCCUUCUACGCCUGUGUGAUGAUGGAAAUGUGUACAUUCGCCAACUGAUUAGUGUUUAUGAAAAGACUAUAUUUAACAAGCAACCUCAUUUCCAUAUACGAGAUCAUUAAUUCCUAUUAUCAAACUAUGUUUUUGCUAUUUCUUGCCAACGGAACGCUGACAAUUCUAAGUGAUAUGUGUGUGUUGGAUUACAAGAUGAUUUAUAUAGUAUUAAAUAAAAUUAUUUGUUUUUAUUA
This is a messenger RNA of Pecten maximus, 529 nucleotides long. RefSeq lists its product as uncharacterized. The transcript has 2 exons. NCBI's taxonomy places the organism in Eukaryota, Metazoa, Mollusca, Bivalvia, Pectinida, Pectinidae. The coding region runs from base 27 to 341 and encodes 104 amino acids. The record is from RefSeq and is a predicted model, not a curated record.